GUGGUAUAUGAAUAGUUUAGAGUUCAGCACCACACAAAAUAAUAGCAACCUGCAACAUCCAGUUAGUUUUUGUAUUUUAACACCUUUAAAAAUGUUUUGAGUACACCUUAAAAAUAAUGCAGAAAGUAAAAAUAUUUUAGCGAUCUCGUAUGCAAUCUUACAAAGAUUUAUACUAUACGAAAUGUUACUUAAUGGAUCCGUAAAUAAUCAGUUUUGAGUUCAAUACAAUAUAAAUUCAAUAAAUAAAUUAAUAUAAAUUCAAUAAAUAAAUUAAUUAUAUUCAAAAAGUAAUAAACUUAGGCGCUCAUCAUGAGAAUGUUUGUAUUAGAUAUACUAAUACUAGUUUUCGUAGUAGCUAUGGCAGAAGAUCAAAGGGAUCCAGUCGCCGAUCAGAUUCUAAUUUUCAAGGAUAACACAGAGGGUCCUAUAGGUGUGUUAACUACAAAAGCUGGCGCCCCUGUACCAUAUCAUGAAGCGACAAAUACGCUAAAUACCGAAUUAAUAGAUAAUGAAUUUUUUAUGGACGUUCUUGAUGCACUAUCGCGAGAAAGAAUCCCAGAACGUGUUGUACAUGCAAAAGGCACCGGAGCAUUCGGUUAUUUUAAAGUAACACAUGAUAUCUCACAUAUAUGUAAAGCUGACUUUCUAAAGAAAGUAGGAAUGAAGACACCAGUGGCAGUGAGAUUUUCAACAGCAGUAGGAAACAAAGGAAGUUCUGACUUAGCACUGGAUUUUCGAGGCUUUGCAGUGAAGUUUUACACUCACGAAGGAAAUUUUGACAUAGCUGGAUUUAACACGCCGAUGUAUUUAUAUAAUGAACCAUUACAUAUUCAACCUGUUAUUCAUGCAGCAAGAAGAAAUCCAGCGACGAACAUUUUGGAUCCUAAUAUGUUAUGGGACUUAUUAACUUUAGUUCCUGAGACUAUACACAUAACGUUAUUGGUGUUUUCCGGCCGUGGUCUUCCAGCCAGCUACCGAAAUAUGCCCGGCUUUGGAAUUCAUACGUAUCAGGUUGAAAAUAAGUACGGAGAGCCACAUUAUGCCCGAUUUCAUUUUAUCCCUGAUGGAGGUAUAGAAAACUUAUCAUCGGAGAAAGCUCUAAAUCUUACCGCUUUAGAGCCUGAUUACUUAACAAAAGAUUUAUACAGAGCAAUUGGGAAUGGGGAUUUUCCUUCUUGGACAGUUAGUGUACAGAUCUUAACCAAAGAAGACAUAAAAAAGACUGGAACUAAAAUGUUUGACUCUACAAGAGUAAUUCCUUUAAAAGAAUUCCCUUUACAUGAAAUUGGAAAACUAGUUUUAAACAGAAAUGCUAAAAAUUUCUUCGCGGAAAUAGAACAGUUGGCUUUUUGUCCAGGUAAUCUAGUACCUGGUAUACUAGGAAGUCCAGAUAAAUUAUUUCAGGCGCGUCGACUGGCUUAUAGAGAUACCCAAUUAUACCGCUUAGGGGGAAAUUUCAAGAAAAUUCCAGUGAAUUGUCCAUUCCAAACCAAGGUUUAUACUUAUAAUAGAGACGGUGUCCCUCCAGUUGGAGAUAAUGAAGAAGACGCUCCGAACUACUAUCCUAAUUCAUUUAACGGUCCUGCACCCUAUAUGGCACAGCAAAGUUCACGUUUAAUCAAAAUUGUUGAAAAAAGAGCAUAUAACUUUGACCAAGCUGCAGAGUUAUAUGAAAACGAACUGACAACUGAAGAGCGAACUGAAUUAAUUAAAAACCUAGUCUUUUCGUUAGGACCCGUGACUAAAUUUCUUCAAGAUAGAGCGAUUAAGAUCUUUACAACCAUACAUAAAGAUUUAGGCUUUCGUGUUGCACGGGGAUUGAAUAGUACAACAAUGUAUUAUAAGUCUUGAAUAAUAAUAAAUUCUUAAAGCACCUGAUUUAAAAUAUUUUAUGCUAUAAAUUCACUUGAAGAACUUUAUAUCAUCAUUA
Messenger RNA from Maniola jurtina (meadow brown), 1930 nucleotides. Its product is annotated as catalase-like. Gene Ontology annotation, biological process: response to hydrogen peroxide; hydrogen peroxide catabolic process. Gene Ontology annotation, cellular component: cytoplasm; peroxisome; mitochondrion. The transcript has 4 exons. The coding region runs from base 310 to 1851 and encodes 513 amino acids. NCBI's taxonomy places the organism in Eukaryota, Metazoa, Arthropoda, Insecta, Lepidoptera, Nymphalidae. The record is from RefSeq and is a predicted model, not a curated record. Gene Ontology annotation, molecular function: catalase activity; heme binding.